Molecule: messenger RNA, 1942 nt
Organism: Hippocampus zosterae (dwarf seahorse)
Lineage: Eukaryota; Metazoa; Chordata; Actinopteri; Syngnathiformes; Syngnathidae
Gene: mbd3b
Product: methyl-CpG binding domain protein 3b
Exons: 7
Coding region: 315-1211 (298 amino acids)
Molecular function (GO): DNA binding
Source: RefSeq, a predicted model, not a curated record
CUGUCAAUUUCCUUCUUCAUACCGGAGCCGAAACAUCCUUGGCUCGGCUUGUGUUCUCUUGUUUUCCUCGCGGAUGUAGCUCCUCGAUGGGGCCCGCGGAGAGCCGGGCGAGAGGAGGGGUAGUGAUGUGGCCGCGAGGACCGAGGCGGAGCGAUCUGCGCGAUUACAAAGAACACGGAGACCUUAGCUUCCGAACUAGCCCGGGCCAGCUCGCGUUCGGUGGCUCGGCGCGUGUUCGUGCUAUGUUCGACGCUAGGCUAGCAACAGAAUUUUUUUUUCUAAAACUGCUAACUCGAUAAUACUCGUGCGCGAGAAUGGAGAAGAAAAGGUGGGAUUGUACUGCUCUUCCCAAGGGCUGGAAAAUGGAAGAAGUGACCAGAAAGUCGGGUUUGUCCGCCGGAAAAAGCGACGUCUAUUAUUUUAGCAGAGGAGACGAGCCAGAUGAGGAACAGAGGCAAGAGAGGGGGGAGGCGGGUCGGUUGUAUAGUUUGUGUCCAUCUGGCAAGAAGUUCCGGAGCAAGCCUCAGCUGGCUCGUUACCUUGGCAACCAGAUGGACCUGAGCUCAUUCGACUUCCGCACAGGGAAGAUGCUGAUGAGCAAGCUGAACAAGAACCGCCAGCGGAUGCGCUACGACAACAACAACCAGAACAAGGGUAAACCCGACCUCAACACAUCACUUCCAGUCAGACAGACAGCCUCCAUCUUUAAGCAGCCCGUUACCAAGGUUACCAACCAUCCCAGCAACAAAGUCAAGACAGAUCCACAGAAAGCCGUUGACCAGCCCCGUCAGUUAUUUUGGGAGAAGAAGCUAAGCGGUCUGAGUGCAUACGACAUUGCAGAAGAGCUGGUGAAAACGAUGGAGCUGCCUAAAGGUCUCCAAGGAGUGGGACCAGGUUGCACAGACAAGACACUUUUGUCGGCCAUCGCCAGUGCGCUCCACACCAGCGCCGCACCCAUCACCGGACAGCUGUCGGCUGCCGUGGAGAAGAACCCCGGCGUAUGGCUCAAUACCACGCAGCCGCUUUGCAAGGCCUUUAUUGUCACCGAUGAAGACAUCAGGAAGCAGGAGGAGCUGGUAUACAGUGUGAGGAAGCGUCUGGAGGAAGCACUAAUGGCUGACAUGUUAGCGCAUGUAGAGGAAGCGGCGGCCGGCGAGGGCGACUCCAUCAAGGAUGAAGGCAAUGGCAGCGAAGACAUGGAGAGCGUAUAGCGCAAGUGCCGCGAGCCCAGACGGCAACUUGUAUCUUUUUCCCAGGUCUUCAUCUUCUUCAUGGACAUUGGACAAGCCCUGCCUUUAUCCUGACGAGCCUUUCCCGGCGUCUCCGCCCCUCACAUAAGCAGACUAAUUCAACCGCGGUGUCCGUUAUGGCCACUGGAGGGCAGCAACACGUGAAAUUGAUCCCUUAACCAAAACAGGAAGUGACAUAAUCCAGAACUUUUUACAGAAGAAAUGUCACAUUCAGUGUUGGAUGAACGUUUUUACAUCAAAUUAUUUUUUUUCUUUCCUCCUUGACAGUUGUGUCAAUGAAAUAUUUGGGUACUUACUAAAAUUUAAGAAAAUUGUAAAGAUGAUGCAUUUCUUUGCCAUUUUAAAUUUUAACCGUGCCCUGUGUGCACCAUAAAAUGAGGCAGCGGUGAACUAAAAGUUGUCGCACGGUCAUCAGUGUUGGCAUCAUGCUUGUACACCAUUUUGUGCUUGUGUGUUUUUUUUAAACAAAUGUCAUGGUGGCCACAUAUACAACUGGUGUCAAAAUUACGUUUGAUACCGUUUGUAACUAAUAUUUGAUGGGAUGAUGUUCCAUUUGUUUUUUAAAGGCUGUUUUGUUGUUUAAUUUUUAAAAAAAUAUUAAUAAUUCAUGCUGGAAAUUGUCUGUUAAUAUCAACAGGCUAGAUGCUGAAAAAGUUGAUUGUAUUGCUGAAUAAAAGUCACUAUGCCGUGAA